Haliotis rufescens (red abalone) is the source of this 9798-nucleotide messenger RNA. RefSeq names its product E3 ubiquitin-protein ligase MIB1-like. Gene Ontology annotation, cellular component: cytoplasm. The coding region runs from base 118 to 3153 and encodes 1011 amino acids. Gene Ontology annotation, molecular function: ubiquitin-protein transferase activity; protein binding; zinc ion binding. The transcript is spliced from 22 exons. The record is from RefSeq and is a predicted model, not a curated record. NCBI's taxonomy places the organism in Eukaryota, Metazoa, Mollusca, Gastropoda, Lepetellida, Haliotidae. Gene Ontology annotation, biological process: protein ubiquitination.
CCUGAGACCAGGAACUGUGGCCAUUUUCAGAGCUCACUUUGACAGAUAUCCACUCACACCCUAGCAGUGAUCAUAACUGUUUUUUUGUGUAUGAGGACGUAACACAGCCUCUUUAGAAUGGACUCGGGCGCGAGUAGCAGUAGGGGGCUCCGUAUGAAUGUGAUGGAGGGUGUAGGGGCGCGAGUAGCCCGUGGUCCUGACUGGAAAUGGGGUAAACAAGACGGUGGGGAAGGUCACGUUGGCACAGUCAGAAACUUCGAAUCACCGGAGGAAGUUGUUGUUGUGUGGGAUAACGGGACGGCAGCCAAUUACAGAUGUGCCGGAGCUUACGACCUCAGAAUCUUAGACAGUGCACCGACCGGAAUCAAGCACGAUGGAACCAUGUGCGAUAUGUGCAGACAACAGCCCAUAUUUGGUAUCAGAUGGAAGUGUGCAGAGUGUCCAAACUAUGACUUGUGUUCCGUGUGUUACCAUGGUGAUAAGCACAAUCUCCGACACCGCUUCUACAGAAUUGGCACUCCUGGAAAUGAGAGGGUGCUGCUGGAACCCCGCAGAAAGAGCAAGAAGAUCACAGCCAGGGGGAUUUACCCUGGGGCGAGGGUGGUGCGGGGCGUCGACUGGCAGUGGGAGGACCAGGAUGGGGGCAACGGCCGCAGGGGGAAGGUUACUGAAAUACAGGACUGGAGUGCGGCAAGUCCCCGCAGUGCUGCCUACGUUCUGUGGGAUAACGGAGCCAAGAACCUGUACAGGGUUGGAUUUGAGGGCAUGGCGGACCUGAAGGUGAUGAAUGAUGCGAAGGGAGGGUCCUUCUACCGGGACCACUUGCCUCUGCUGGGUGAGCAAGGUCCAGGGUCUAGGUCAGGUCCUUGUGGUCUUGCCAUUGGUGACCAGGUCAACGUUGACCUUGACCUGGAGAUUGUGCAGUCGUUACAACAUGGCCAUGGAGGCUGGACAGACGGCAUGUUCGAGUGCUUGGGUACGACCGGGACGGUGGUUGGCAUUGAUGAGGAUCAUGACAUUGUUGUCUCCUACCCCAGCGGCAACAGAUGGACGUUCAACCCGGCGGUGCUGACGAAGGUGAACACAGCAAGCAGCUCUGCCUCCCUCGCCAGCGACACCAGCACCGCCACACAGUUCGCUGUGGGCGACCUGGUGCAGAUCUGUAAUGACGUCGAGAGAAUCAAGGUGCUCCAGCGAGGCCAUGGAGAGUGGGCGGAGGCCAUGCUGCCGACGCUUGGGAAGAUCGGGCGUGUCCAGCAGAUCUACCACGACAAUGAUCUGAAGGUGGAGGUGUGUGGGACGUCAUGGACGUACAACCCCUCGGCCGUCACUAAGGUGGCCUCCGCUGAUGGGGCCGCAAUCGGCUGCUCGUCUGGAGGUAACGAGCGUCUGAGUGCCCUGCUGAAGAAGUUGUUUGAGACACACGUUUCCGGGGACGUCAACGAGGAGUUGGUGAAGGCUGCUGCCAAUGGUGAUGGGUCCAAGGUGGAUGAGAUAUUACAACGACCUGAUGGGGAGGUCAGCCUGAACGGUCAGAAGGUAAAUGGCGUGUUUGCAGGACACACUGCACUGCAGGCAGCGUCACAGAACGGCCACAUCGAGGUCAUCAAAGUGCUCAUCAAACAUGCUGUCGAUAUGGAAGUCGAGGACAAAGAUGGCGAUCGAGCUGUUCAUCACGCUGCCUUUGGUGAUGAGCCAGCUGUGAUAGAAAUGCUGCACAGGGGAGGGGCAGAUCUUAAUGCGAGAAACAAGCGGCGGCAAACACCACUGCACAUCGGGGUCAACAAGGGUCACAUCGGGGUGGUGCGGGCACUCCUCGACCUUGGAUGCCACCCGAGUCUGCAGGAUUCUGAAGGUGACACUGCACUUCAUGACGCCAUCAGCAAGAAGAGAGACGAUAUGAUCUCCUUGUUGCUGGAGCAUGCCGCAGACAUCACCAUCGCCAACAACAACGGCUUCAACGCUCUACAUCAUGCUGCCCUUCGAGGGAACCCCAGUGCGAUGCGGAUCUUGCUGUCCAAGUUGCCGCGGCCAUGGAUUGUUGAUGAAAAGAAAGACGACGGCUACACCGCUCUCCACCUGGCAGCGCUCAACAACCAUGUGGAAGUCGCUGAACUCCUUGUUCACCAGGGUAAAGCCAACAUGGACAUCCAGAAUGUCAACUUGCAGACCCCGCUCCAUCUUGCUGUGGAGCGACAGCACACACAGAUUGUCAGGCUCCUGGUGCGAGAGGGAUGUAACCUGAAUGUGCCCGACAAGGAUGGCGACACGCCACUCCAUGAGGCACUCCGUCACCACACUCUCUCGCAGCUCCGUCAACUCCAGGACAUGCAGGACGUGGGCAAGCUACUGAUGGGACUCGGGACACCAGGGGCUGACAAGAAGUCCAGCGCCUCCAUUGCCUGCUUCCUUGCCGCCAACGGGGCCGACCUGAACAUCAAGAACAAGAAGGGCCAGACCCCUCUUGACCUGUGUCCAGAUCCCAAUCUGUGCAAGGCCCUGGCCAAGUGCCACAAGGAGAGGAAUAGCCUGACAUAUCUGCUGACCAGCCCAACGGUCCCCGCAUCCAACGCUGCUGUCAUCCGCAACGACCAGGAGUCCCUGGAGGAGUGUAUGGUGUGUUCGGACAUGAAGCGGGACACGCUGUUCGGACCAUGCGGACACAUUGCUACAUGCUCUCUCUGCUCUCCUCGGGUUAAGAAAUGCCUUAUGUGUAAAGACCACGUCCAGUCUCGCACCAAGAUUGAGGAGUGUGUGGUAUGCUCGGACAAGAAGGCUUCCAUUAUGUUCAAGCCAUGUGGCCAUAUGUGUGCCUGUGAUGGUUGUGCUGCUCUCAUGAAGAAAUGUGUCCAGUGUCGUGCCUCCAUCGAGAAGACCAUCCCCUUCAUCGUGUGCUGCGGAGGAACACCACCCCCCGCCCCCCAGGCUCCCGGGGUGAUGAACAACGGCUCCAGGGACGUCUCCCGCGACAUCCAGAAGCUGCAACAGCAACUACAGGACAUCAAAGAUCAGACAUGUUGUCCUGUGUGUAUGGAUCGGCUCAAAAACAUGAUCUUCCUGUGUGGCCACGGCACAUGUCAGCUGUGUGGGGACCGCAUGAACGAGUGUCCAAUCUGCCGCAAGUCUGUAGAGAAGCGCAUCCUGCUCUACUGAGCUGGGACUCAGCCUCCGUACCAACAUAUGUCUAGAUAAUACAUAACCCAAUAUCUACCGGUAUAUAUGCCUCUGCAUAGACAUGACACUGCCAUGUGUUAUAACCGUUAUAAACAAUUUGUAGCAAAGAGGAAGGGAAUAUGACACAAUUAUGUGUUAUAACUUUCAUAAACUACUUGUAAUGAAUGAGGGAAGGAAUAGGACCUUGGCAUGUGUUAUAACCGUUAUAAAAUACCUGUAAUGAAGAGGGAGGGAAUAUGACUCUUGCAUGCAUUAUAACCGUUAUAAACUAAUUGUAAUGAAGAGGGAAAGAAUAGGACCCUAGAAUGCAUUAUAACCGUUAUAAACUACUCGUAAUAAACAGGAAGGAAUAGGACCCUGGCAUGUGUUAUAACCAUUAUAAACUACUUGUAAUGAAGAAGAAGGCAGCUGUGAGAUGUAUGUGGGAGAUAUUACACUGGCAUAUGUUAUACCUGUUAUAACCCUCCCACAUGUUAUAUCACACCUGGUAUAUACCUUCAUCUACAUCAGCGUUGCCACGAGGAUGCGGAAACAGAUUGCCGAGGGUGUGCACCUGUUUGACCUCACAUACGAACCUUUUGCUACAGACAAGCACAAUGAAAAGCCACUACACUGGACAGUAUCAUUCCCAGUGAAUCAUCCAGGCUAAAAACUGGAAUAACAUAUACUACUCAAAAGAAGUUAAGGCAUGACAGAUUAACUAAUGUAACAUGAAAGAAUAUUGUGGUCCUUAACUUCUUGUGAGUAGCAUAUUUGUUUUUAUAGCUGUCCUUUUUAUUGAAAAUGAAGAUGAAGAUGUCGCAACAGUUAUUGUCAGGAAAGGUUCUGGAUGAAGAGGGUAUCGCUGUAUCAGUUUUAUCUAGAUGCCUGUACAUCAUUUUAAAGAUCUUGUGUAUCAGCUCUGUUAAGAUGAAGCUUAGAGACACAGGUGACAAUGUGAAGUCCUGUAUUGAUUGUCUAACAUGUGAGACAAAAUUUGGCCGAGGAGGGCUUGUGUGUAAGAUAUGUUUAUAUUGUGUGUCAAUACAACGGCAUUGCAGGAUGUAGUUGUCCAGUUGAUGUUUUAUCGAGAAUUUUAAUGUUGUAUCACACAACCCGCUACAGAUCUGAAAUAGCUACGAAUUUCAUGACAAUCAUAAUGCAUCAAACGAAGAUGUGUCUUAAUACUUUGCAGGUUUGUGUAAACUCACCCUCAAUUACCCAGCGUAUAUCUCCAUUCUAUUAUGAUAAACAUAAUGUCUUGAAAUCCACUCGAGUGAAUGCCCAUGACACUACGUUAUUAUUACCCCAGUCAGUGUAUCAGUGUGAACUUAAUUUUCAUUCUCAGCUCCCUGGGGAGUAUAGUAUAGUAAUAGUCUGGUUUUAGUCCAGUAAAUGGGGUGUCUAAAUCAAAGAAGUCGAAAGAGUUCUCAGUGCACGGAUAUUGUGCGACCCCACUAUCAUUGCUUGAUAUUAAAAUAAUGUGUAGAACAAAUUACACAAGUCUGUCGCUCAUGUUGCAGGAAAAAUAUGGUCGUUUUUUAGAUGUAAUCGUAACUUCUUUUUUUGAUUGGAGAAAAUUGUGUUUGCUAACCUGUGAAGUAUUGACGAUGAUAUAGGCACCACUGUCAAAUUGACAGUACUUGGCCAAAUCUAGAUAAUCAUUUAAGAUCAGUAUAGCAGGACCACACCUAACUGUUCAAAUAAGGUUCUGAGUGGAAAUACAGGCAGUUUCGUAACAAUCAUUGGCCAUGUCCGACGUGGCGUCCCGUUUAAAGAAGACUCUCACUUCAUGGGUGGGGGAUGGGUUAGCCUAAUGCUUGAAAUGUUACCUCAAAACACCAAGGACCCAGUUGGAUUCUCUUCAUAGGUACAAUGUGUGAAGUCAUUCCUGUAGUCCCCUGCAGUAAUAUUGGGCUUAAAAAAAUAAAAGAACUGGUUCUCAGUCAAUGUUUUUUGAAAAUUUAGUGUGGGCGGGCGGUGUCUUAUUUUUUGUUCUUCAAACUGGUAUGUAAAAAACAAACAAACAGUUGUGUAACCAAAUAAACAGUUGUGUACAAUCAACCUUGGAAAGGGCCUCCCUACAUAAAUGUAUUUCCUUGAUGAGUAAAAUACUGGAAUACUGUUGGACUUGGAAUUAUUAAUGAAUUUUUGUUUUUUUUAAAAAUGGAAAUAAAACAAAACGUGCUACGAACUUUAUGAUGAUGCAGGCGGUGCCUGAGAACCAAGAUAAUUAUUUUUUUUAGCCUUGGUGGAAUUUUGUUAAAAGUGCUGUAGAACCAUACUCCCCACUGACAUUUUAGUGAUAUGUGAUUGUUUAACACGCCUCGCUACAGCAGUCUGUUAAGCUUCGAAAGGGGUACAACUUGACCUGAAACAUUUUCUUGCACAGAUAGUGACACUGUGUACUGCAGAUGUGUGCAGGAAGGGGAAGCGAUUGUGACGUAUAUACAGGGGUGAGAAUCCUCCGUGGAUGUGCAAAUUUCCUCAAAUAUUAGUGACCACAAAUUUGUUAAAAUCUGAUGGCUAAUCUGAAUCACCCCCAAAAUUAUGAACCCUGCGCUAUUGCAAAUAGGUUUCAGCUAAACAGGAAACUAUCCAUUCUCAUCCCUGUGUAUAGGACAUUGUUACUUGGGGUCUUCCGUGACUGGGUGACUGUGAUAAGCUGGUGUUGAUCUGGGGGUCUAUGGUAGUUGGACAUUCAUAGUUGGAGUCCCAAGACUUAUCCCAUAAAGCAAACAUAGUGCUACAACUACAUAGCUCCUAGACAGACGUCAGUCUUAGCGUUACGAUGGCUUUGGGAAACAGGCUCUUAGGCCCUGUUCCACAAGGUGAUCAGUAAUCUAUGCCAGAAUAUGGGAGUUAAGACUGUCAUGCUCUAAGAUCGCUUUGUGGAACACCUGGUGUCUUGAUUUAUGCAGCUAAGGUAUGUGUUAUGUCAUAGAGGUUUAGCAUGUGGAAAUGGCCAAAGAAUCUCAACUGUUUUAUACGUGAGUGUUGUCCAAAGUUGAAGCAAAUAAUCUCCACACAAUCAUGUCAUCCAGUUAAGAAUGAAUGUCCUUUUGGAUGAUGUGGACCAAACAUUUUGGCUCAUGUCAUCCAUAGUUUGGUAGUGAGAUCAAUGUCCACAAACUUCCCAUAAUUUGGGAUCAUCUCCAGAGUGAGCUGAGAUUUUGAUUAGGUGUCCAUGUUUGUUCUGAGAAGAUAUUAAAUUUGACCCUGUGAGGGCCAUCUUGGCGUUUUUUCUACAAAUAAUCUUCUUCUCCAAACAGUGUUAAAGUUGUUCCAAGCAGAAAUUAAAUAUGGCCUCGGGGGGGCAUCUUUGUGAUUUUCUCCAAAAUACAUGGACAGAGGGGAUGAACAUUUGACAACAUGGGUGACACAGGUCAAGAUGUUGAAAUUAAUUUGCACUCAGACUGACUGUGUGAAGGUCUGUGUAAACACUCUGUGCUAAAACAUUGAGUCUGCUAGGUCCCACUUGGCAUUUGACAUCAUUUCCUGUAGAUUUUAGUGUUAUUAAAUGGGGUUAAUCUCUAAAUUUAUUCCUGGACUUAGGGCCAGUGUUUGAAAUAACAAGAAUUGCCAGGCUGCCACCAGGACCCAGACUAUGGAAGCUGCAAGCUCUGACUAAACUCUUCAGGCCCUCAUUUAAAAAACUGCAGCUUAUUGUGACAAAUAAUUUGACAAAUAGAUUAACUGCAAAUUUGAAACUACAAGCCCAACUUGAAAUCUACCUGCCACAGGAUUGCGCUUAUUUCAAACAAUACUUUGCACUUGUGGCCGGAGUGGGAGACUGUCUCAAGUAUCACUGAGUUUGGCUGACUUUCAUGUUGUCCUAUAAGUUAGGUUAGCUUUGGUGUCAUGUUUAUCAAUGAAAUCUUGUUUAUAUAUAUAUAUAUAUUCUUCAUCAGGGCCCCAUUCCACAUGCUAUGAACACUUUGUGGAUCAUGGUCAAGAUCGAAGUAGUAAUAGAGGGUCGGCCAAAUCAUUAAUUUAUGUGGUUCUGAAUCUGAAAUUUUCAUAUUUGGAAAACAAUAUGGCUGUUGUCGGCCAUCUUGGGAAAAUAUUACAACACUGUUCGAGGUCAGAUUUUGAAUAUUCUGGAUGAGACUGACAGGGAUUUCUUUUGUGCAGAUAUAGAUAUGACAAAAAGAUGAUGUUCAAAGGAAAUGUUUACAGUCAGGAUGACUAUUUGUUUGUGGAGUUUUUCAUGUUCUUUUAAUGUCCCGUCCCAUAAGCUGGAUAUUGACGAGACAGUCCGUCAUUUGAUUGGCUGAAAUUCCUGGGAAAAUUUCUCAAACUGAAUCCGACUAUGCCAUAAAUGCCACAUCUGCAAUAUUUAAAGGUCAAAUAGGUUAAAUUGGGAGGGUGUGUGUGUGUGUGUGUAUGUGUGUGUGUGUGUGUGUGUGUAGAAGACAAUCAUGACUUCCUACAUUGAUCAAGGUCAAGAGAUGCAAGCAAGAGUGUUUUCUGUGACAAGUGUCUGCAUUUGAAUAUCUAUGUGUGUAUGGAUAUGACCCUCAAAGCAUCAAGCACAGAUUUUGCAAUAAAUGAUCAGAAAAUAUGAAAAUGGCGUGCUGAAAAGACAGUCUUCAAGUCAUUUGCCAGUUUUGAUCUGAUCAAACAUCUUGUUCUCUACUGAAACAACAACUUGCUAUACGGUCUUAUUGUCUCAUGUUGAUGACUGAAGACAUCACAUUUAAUUGAUAAGUUACCAUGGCAACAGCCGGGGGAGACAAUUAAUAGCAUUAUGUACAUUAGUCUAGUGUUACUUAGCUAUGUCUGUUUAUUUUAGCUUUAUUUAUGAUGUAAUCUUAUUAUUGUUAGUUAUCUGCUUAAUGUGUAAAUGCUGACAUAUUUGUUAUUUUGUGAGGUUAUUGACACACAGAUAUGAUCCAAUAGCAGGAAGAGCACAAAAGGUAGUCUUCCUUCCUUUGCUGUGUCAACUCCUACAUAUGAAACUUAAAAUAGAAAAUCACACACAAAGGGUUUUGGUGGAACAAGAUACUAAUUUAAUAAUUGUAGACAUGAUCCUGAGGAAACCUAAAUGUGGGACUGGUGGAUCAUUGCAUUCCUCAAAUUAACACGACAAGAAUGUUUGUUGCUGCAUCUUUUCGUCAAUUCAUGUGGAUGCUUUCAUCAUCUGGGCAAGGCCAGAAAAAAAUAUUUCUUAUUUUAUGGAUAAGCCUAUUGUAUAUUUUGUAAAAGUGAACAGAAAUAUGCAAAUGCUGAUAGGACUGUUCAACUGUUGUUUCAAGGGUGGUUUGGGGGGUGAUUGUUUUUGUAAGGAGGGCAGGGCUUUUAGCAUACAGAUGAAGAAAUCUCUUUAACAAGAAAGUAUCUACAAAGUAUCUGCUCUUAUAUAAGGGCUUAGUCAGUCUGUCAAACAGGGUAUCGGUUUGAGAAAAGUCGGUGAGAAAUAUUUCAUGGUUAGUGGUGCCCAGUUUUUCUAGUAUUCUUUGGGUCAACCAAUUUUGUACAGUUAUUAAUGUCAACUUAUUUUCAAGUCCUUCCUUCGUGGUACAUUUGUAUGUCUUUGCUGAUGGUAGGUUGCACAGAAAUUAAGAAAAUGUUAUUUCAAUGCUGCUGCUGCUUUGCGAUGAUGUCUUGUUGAUGUUGAUACCAUACACUGGUGCUGUAGGCUUGGAUUUGACAAGGGGAGACUUCUGCUACAUCUUUAACAAAAGAUGUCAUCACGCUUACCUUUCCCAUGUUUUAAUAAAAUAUUAAUAAUAUUAAAUACCAAAUUUUAGACAGUCAACCCAGUAAUUCUACAUAUAUGAAACGGUCUCCUUGACUGAAAGUGAAAAUAAUGCAUCAGCUGUGUAUACGUGGGAGAUAUAGUGGAUCGGUUUAUUCCAUGAAAUUAUAUCCUGUGCAAUGUUAUGUACAGUCGUGAUCUAUCAAUUUAUAACAAUGUGUGUAGUUUAGAUACAUUAAGAUGUUUUGUAAAUAUGUACGUACCAGGAUAGAAUUCAUACCUGAUGGCUUGCAUUGUGGCUCAUAUCUCAUAUCAAGAACUAUGUUUUAGAACUAUAGAUUGUCUGGUCCAGACCCAAUUAUUUAUAGCUGGACUAUUGCUGAUGAAAGCCUAAAAGCAACAAUGAUAUGACAUAUGAGCAGAAACAUCUGAUGGGUUUUUAUUAGCUCCGAGGUGAGGUGAAGUGACUUUGCAUCCCACACCCAUAUCUUGAAAACAGGUUUCUAGGACAGACAAUUGUAUACCAAUACAUGCCAUUCAAGCAGUGGUCUUACAGAAUUUGACACACAUAAUUAAAGCAGCCACUGUGAAACUGCAUUCUUCCAUUUGGAAAGAUUGGACAUAUUAGGUAUGCUCCGGGUUAUCCGCCUGGAGCCCCUCACCGGUGUUGUGCUCAUCGGGACAGUGGAGAUGCAGACUCCGAGGAAUAGGAUCAAGAUAUACCGCUACUCAUAAUCAAAAGAUGUUGCAGUGCCAUUUUGCAUGUCCAUGUUUUAGAUAUUGUUGAAAGUUGUUAUAUUACAUGUGUUUGUAAAUAUCCUUGUGUCUGCAUUGUUUUGCAUCCUUGAUUUGCCUCUGCUUGAGUGUACAUACGGCCAGAUGGUUGCCACUAAUUUACGCCAUUUACCAAUCUUGCAUCUCGUCCAUUAAAUGUAUUUGAUCAA